AUGGAUCUCAUCCAAGGUCUGAUGCAGACCCCAAAGACCCCGUCGGCUGAAGAGACGAUUCCUACCCUAUGUGAUAGAGUGGAAAACUCAACACUAAUUGGUGAUAGAAGAUCAGCUGUGUUGGGUUUGAAAGCUUUCAGCCGUCAAUAUAGAGAAACUGUAAUCGCCUCAGGACUCAAAGCCUUAUUGAAUACGCUGAAACGUGAUUAUAUCGAUGAAGAUAUGUGUAAAGCUAUCCUCGAAACGCUGCUAAUCUUAUUUAUCAGGGGAGAUGGUGAUGAAGAUUUAACUAGAAACUGGAUAUCACAGCAAUCAAGGUUACAAAAUGGUAAAUACCCCUCCCCAUUGGUCAUGAAACAGGAACUGGAGACAAUUGACCAGUUUUCUCUAUGGAUUGCGGACGCUUUGACACAAUCAAGUGAAUUGAUUCAAUUGAUCAUUCAAUUGCUCGAAACUGAAAAUUUCCAUAUCAAACUAUAUGCCAUACAACUAUUAGAGGCCGUAUUGGCCACACGUCCAUCUAAAGCAAGAAAUGCGAUCAUCGAAUUCCCAACAAGUACAUCUACCAUGGUCACUCUUCUAGACGAUAUCCAUGAACCUAUAAGAGAUGAAGUCAUUUUAUUAUUGAUGGCAGUCGUCAACGACUCGCCUCAUGUUCAAAAACUUGUUGCAUUUGAAAAUAUCUUCGAACGUCUAUUUAAUAUAGUGGAUGAAGAAGGUGGUUUAAGAGGAUCCAUUGUCGUCAAUGAUUGUCUAUCAUUAAUUAGUAAUAUAUUGAAAUACAACACUUCAAAUCAGACACUAUUCUUAGAGACUGGUAACUUACCUAGAUUGGCUCGUGUCCUAAAUGAGCCACUUUCAACUGAAGAAGAAUUUUUCUGGACUGAUCAAAGAAUAAGCAAUAUAAAUACGACACUUGAUAUCGUUUCAUUAACAGUAGAACCUGGUAACUCAGUGACAAAGAAUAAUCAAAAUAUAUUAUUAGAUUCAAAUAUCUUAAUGGUCGUCUUACGUUUAGCGUUUUUCCCUUCAAUACCAAGGAAAGUGAGACCUAUUGCAUUAACUACUGCAGCAGAUAUGAUUAGAGAUAACGAAUUAGCUCAAGGUGAAUUCGGUAAGAUAGAUGUUCCUUAUUUUGAUCCAUCAUUAUCGGCAGUAGGCCCCAAUUCCACAGCGGCUGUGCAUCUUGUCCCGGUUAUCAGUUUGUUGGUGAACUGGAUAUUAUAUUCAAAUUCGGUCCAUACGUUCGAUACCAGAGCUGCUUCUAGUGAAUUACUAAAGGCUUACUUUAGUAAUAAUCCUUUACUGCAGUCAAAAUUUUUAGAUCAGCAGAUUGAAAUCUACAAAAAUAUGUUUAGUAUGAAAGAACAGGAAGAAAAUGCACUAGAACAAGAUGACAAGCCUUCAAAGGACAUAAUUAAACAUAACUUACUUGAAGUAAUUUUAUCGUACGACCCAGAACUAAAUCUCAAUCCUUACAAGCUUUACUUCACUACUGAUUUAUUUAUGUUCCUCUUUCAGCACGAAAAUGAUGAAAACAUGGAACUUAGAAAUCUAAUUCGUAAUAUAAAGACAGAAAGCGAAUUGGAGGAUGAAGAUCAGCUCAGUGUAGUACAAACUAUAGCAGAAUUGCUUUUAACCUCCCUUUCAUCAGAAGAUAUUCGUAUCCCUGUUUCGUUCCUUUCAUUUCUCUCAUAUUGGCUAUACUCAGAUUCAAACGCUGUCAAUGAUUUCCUUUCUAGUAAAUCAACCAUCCAAGCAUUAUCAGCUUUUUCAUAUCAAAUUCAAGAUGAUGAUAUUACUGUUAAAUGUUUAGUAACCAUGUUAUUGGGUAUUUCCUAUGAAUUUUCUUCUAAAGAUUCUCCUUAUCCAAGAAAAGACUACUAUAAUUUUAUUACAAAACGGUUAGGUCAAGAUAAUUAUCAAUCUCGUAUUAAACAAUUUAAAGAAAACUCAUUGUUUGCUAAGGCAAAUGAGAACUUUGACAUCUUAAAUCCUGGACUUGAUGAAACUGGCCUACCAAAUUUAUAUUUCAGUCCACAUUUUAUUGAGCUAAUUGAUGAAAAUUUUUAUAGAAUAAGAAGCGCUUUAUCUCAUAGUCCCGACGAAGAGCCUUACAGUAAAAUUUCAUUUGAAGAAUUUGAGGAACUUCAAGGGAGAUGUGCAAAUUUGAAAAAAGAACUAGUUCAAUUGGAGUUAGACAAUAAAGCAUUGUCCGACGAUUUGAACGCCAAGCUGGACUCUCUAUCUACCGAGUAUAAAUCAGUUUCAGGGAAUUACGAAAGGUUGAAAAAUGACUAUGAAUUCCUGGAAGGGAAACAUAAAAAGGUAGAAAAAUCACUGGAAAAUGUUUCAACUAGACUGAUAGAAAUUACGAAAGAUAAAGAAAAUUUAACAGCUGCUAAUAAAAAAAUAACUGAGACGUUUGCUUCCAAUAAAAAGAAAAUUGAAGCAUAUGAAAGCAAAAUCAAUACUCUUGAAUCUAAGCUCAGAGACAUAACAUCUAAAAAGGAACAAGCUGAAGAAGGAAUUAACAAAAUGAGUCGUGAACUUUUCAAUCUAGAGAAAAAUAAGGAGGAUAUAGAGUCUGCAAAGAAAAAAGUCGAAAAGGAAUUGAACAAAGAAUUGGAAAAUAUGAAAAACGAAAACAAGAAAUUAGAUAAUACUUUAGCCAAGAAAGAAAAAGAACUCCAGAGUCUAGACGAAGAGCUUCAAAAAUUGAGAAAAAUGCAGUCUUUAUUAGAAACUGACAAAGAUCAAAGUGCCAGAGAAUUAACAGAAUGGAAGUCAAAGUUUCAGGGCCACGACGAACUUGUUACUAGACUUACAGAUAAAUUAAAAUCACUAGCUAAUAGUUUCAAAAAUAUACAGUCAGAACGUGACACUUUACAAAAGCACCUCAUGGAAAUAACUGAUAAUAAUAAACUGGAUGUCCAAAACUUGGAGUCUCAGAUUGAAGCAUUAUCUACCGAGAGAGAUAAUGCCAUUUUAGAGAGAAAUGAUCUAUUAAAUACCAUUACGAACUUGGAAUCAGCAACUACUCAGAUACACAAUAACUAUCGGGAAGAAAUAGCAAGGUUGACAUCAAAAACAGACGAUCUACAAAGGACAGUGAACACUCAAGAAAAACAGCUGAAUGAAAAGAAUGAAGAUUUGAUAGCAUUACAAAAAUCAUCAGAAGAACAGAAAGAAGAUGCGAAAAAAUUGGAAUUGAAAUUCGCAGAUGUCAGGUCAUCUAAAAACGAGAUUAAUAAGCUAUUUGAAGAUGUCAGUGGCAAACUGAAGGAAGCUCAUGAUGAAAUUUCCGGUCUUUCAAAAAGAAAAGAAGGCCUUGAAAAGGCACUCGAAGAAUAUUCAAAGAAAACAACAAUAUUGGAUGAAGAGGCUAACUCACUGAAAACAAAAAAUGAUAACCUACAAAAUGCCAAGGAGGAUUUAGAAACUAAGUUGAACGAGGCGAAAGAAAGAUUUGAAAAGGAAUUCAGUUCAACACAGUCAGAGAUCGAGGACUUGAAAGGGAAUCUGCAAACGAAAGUAAAAGACAUACAGAGGGCGAACGAAAGAAAGGAAGAGCUUGAGAACAAGUUAACUUUAGCGCAAUCAAAAAUCAGCGAACUGAAAAAGGAUCUAGAAAUGAAAGAGACACAUAUACAAAAGAUGUAUGAAACGAAGGAAAAGUGUCAAAAUGCCUUAAACUCAUCGCAAUCAGAGGUAGAAGAACUAAAAAAGAACCUAGAGACGAAAGAGACAAAGAUUCAGAAGGCUACUGAAGCUUGUGAGUCCCUAAGAUCUGAACUCGAAACUUCUGUUCAGGAAAGUAAGAGAGGCAUGGAUGAACUCAAAGAGAAAAUUAGCGCUCUAGAAACUUUAAAGCGUGAAGCAGAGAAGGACUCGGAAACGAUGAAAAAGGAAUUGGAAGAUAAAGAGAAGAACCUUGCAACCCUUCAGUCAGCUUUUGAUGAUAUCAGUAAGCAGUUAAGCUUACUUGAAAACAACUUAAGCUCAUCUCACGAUGACACAAAGAAGCUUAGAGAUGAAAAUGAAGAGUUACAAAAACAAUUAGGGAAAUUGAGGGCUGAUUUUGACACUAAAUCAAAUGAGCUUGAAGAAUCCCUUGUUAAGUUGGAAGGAGUUACCAAGGAGAAAACUAAAAACUCUUCUGAACUUACAGAAGCCAAAUCCAGCCUCCAGAAGGUAAAACUUGAAUUGGAGAGAAAUGUUACAGACCUCAAGAAACAAUUAAAUGAGAAAACUCAAGCUUUCGAAAGGGAAAGAAAAUUACUUAAUGAAGGAUCAUCAUCUAUAACAAAAGAAUAUUCAGAGAAGGUGACGGCACUGGAAGAGAAGCUAACCUCCAGUAAGAAUGACUUUGAAGAAAAGGUACGAGAACUCGAGUCUAAACAGACAGAAAUGGAUAGUUUGAAGUUAGAUUUGGAAGCGACUUUGGAACAAAAAAAUACAGAAAUAAAGAAACUAAGCUCCGAACUUUCAGAAAAAGAGAUACAACUUGAAAAGGGAUCCUCUGAGAUUUCAGAAAUUUCCAAGAAGAAUGAAAUAACAAUAAAAGAGUUAGAAAAACAACUGUCAGAACUUCACAAGCAAUUGGCAGAAAAGGAUGAGAAACUUGAAACGUGUAAGGGUGAUAAUGAGAAGAAAAUUACAAAACUCAAACAUUCGUUUGAUGAAACUGAAGAUAAGUUGAAAGAAUCGAAUAUGCAAACAUCCAAAUUAGAAAAGGAAAACAAGGACUUGAGACAAAAAUUAGAAGAGAGUCUAAAACGAAACUCCCAGGAGUAUAAGUCAUUAGAGCAAUUACAGGAAACUCUUGUAAAGGAAAAACAAGAGUUGGAAAAAUCUUUGAAUGAUUCAAAAAUACAGUUGAAUGAGAAAGAGAAAGUUAUCAAAGAUUUCGAAGUCACUAAGGAGAAGUUACAGGAGACCGAAAAUGCUUUGAGUGAGAAAGAGAAAGCAAUGCAAGACUUCGAAGCUACUAAGGAGAAGUUACAGGAGACCGAAAAUGCUUUGAGUGAGAAAGAGAAAGCAGCGCAAGACUUCGAAAUCACCAAGAAGAAGCUGGUUGAAACUGAAAAAGCAUUGAGUGAAAAAGGAAAAGCCGUUGAAGAUUUGGAAAUUACCACGAAUAAAUUAAAAGAAUCUGAAAUAGAAUUGACUGAGAAAGGAAAAAAAUUGGAGCACUUCAAGGAGACGAGUGCAACAUUUGAAAAAGAACUUCAAGAAGCUAUUGCAGGUAAAAAAUCUUUGGAAGAAAAAGCGUCUUUGCUCGAAAGCGAACUGCUGGAUUUAAAAAAUUCUCUUGAAGAAAAGGACUCUGUCAUCCAAAAGAAGGAACAAUUAAUCAGUCAAUCUCAACAGAAAAACAACUCUGAACUAAUGGAGCUGAGAGACCUACUUAAAAAGUUGGAAGAAGAAAACAAGAAGUUAAGUGAACAAGUCAGUGACAGGACUGAAAUAGACGACUUAAUGCUGUUGGUCACCGAUCUUGACGAAAAAAAUAGCAGAUAUAGGGAGAAAUUAGAAAGUUUAGGAGUAGAAGUAUCUUCUGAUGAAGAAGAUGAUGACGAAGAAGAUGAGGAAGAAGGAACAGGCUAG
This is a messenger RNA of Kazachstania africana CBS 2517, 5610 nucleotides long. RefSeq names its product Uso1p (gene USO1). Gene Ontology annotation, cellular component: ER to Golgi transport vesicle membrane; endoplasmic reticulum; Golgi stack. Bases 1 to 5610 code for a protein of 1869 amino acids. Lineage: Eukaryota; Fungi; Ascomycota; Saccharomycetes; Saccharomycetales; Saccharomycetaceae. Gene Ontology annotation, biological process: transcytosis; endoplasmic reticulum to Golgi vesicle-mediated transport; intracellular protein transport. The transcript has a single exon. The record is from RefSeq and is a predicted model, not a curated record.